Mytilus trossulus (common blue mussel) is the source of this 3232-nucleotide messenger RNA. RefSeq lists its product as uncharacterized. NCBI's taxonomy places the organism in Eukaryota, Metazoa, Mollusca, Bivalvia, Mytilida, Mytilidae. The record is from RefSeq and is a predicted model, not a curated record. Bases 108 to 3059 code for a protein of 983 amino acids. The transcript has 20 exons.
AACAGAAUCGCCAUAUUGACUACAACAUUAAGCAAACAAUCAAAAUGGCUGAGGAUAUCUUCCUUUGAUUUUUUACGCAAAAUCAGAUAUAUCAUCACAUAAAAAUUAUGUCUAGCAUACAAGAAAGAAAGUUUUAUCUACAGCUUUGGUCUUUAACAACGGGUCCAGCAGUUAAAGUUAUGAAACAUUUCUUCGAAGUGAAAAUCCUGAACAAUUCUAAAUUUGAAAGUUUUUUAAAUGAUCAAAACAACAUGCAUAUACUGUUCCAUCAUUGCUUCCCUACAAUACCGUGUUGUAAAUGCGUCACAGUUUCAUUGGCGUCACCGAAGAAAAGAGGAUGUUUAAAUUCUAGACAGUUCGAUAUGUUGUAUGAUAAUUCUGGAUUACCACAACCAAAUCACGAAAUUAGUACAGGUUCUAAAGUAAAUCAAUAUUGUCUAUGUAAAUAUUCUUCCAAGCGCUCAAUCAAAGUUAGUGGAUUAGAUAUAACGCUUUUUAAUAAUAUCAUACAACAUUGCUGUCCGUCUAAAAUGAAUUUUAUGUGGCGUCAGAGUGUAAAAGACAUACGAAACUUUCUAGCACACGCCGGGCAUGGUAAGAUAAGUAAAGCUGAUUUUGAGGCUCAUUGGAUGGCACUGGAAACCGCCACUUUAGGGUUUGUUGGUGAAAUUGGGGAUGUAUGUGAAGAAAUGUUCCAGGAUGAAAUUUCGCGUAUACUCAAUUCUUCAACAGACCAACUCGGAGACCAACUGAAAGAAAUGCUAGAGAAAUCAAAUGAUGAUCUGAAAAAUAUGCUUGAUUUGAAUGGAUUUCAUCCUUUAAAAACGACAGCUGAAGAAUGCAAAACAAAUAUAAAGUUAGUCCAUCUGAAACAAGAGGCACACGAUAAGCAGCUGAACAGAAUAGAGUCAUCGACUGGACAAACGAAAGAUAUCUUAACUCAAAUACAAUUGACAACAAAAGAAAGCCGCAGGGAGGUUAAACACAUGUUAAAUAACUUUGAAUCAAUCAUCAAAGUAGCCGUAGUUCAGGCCAUAGGUGAAGAAAAAGGAAAACACAUGAACUCUGAAAACAGGAAAAUAAACAUAGGAACGCAAGUAGACUCCAAAAGUUGGGAUGAGGAGAAUACACUUAGAAAUUUGUCAAAGAUAGUGACCACAGAAAUUGAUACACAAAGUGCUGACAAAGAGGAGUUCCAUGUGAAAUCUUUAGAACACAAAUGCAUACAACUAGAACUGGUUGCCUUUCCAGAUGUUUUCAAAAAUGCACAAACUUUACGCAAAGCUGUAAAAUCACUAAUUAAUCAGCUAGUUAAAGCUGGUGAAAUUGACACUUAUAUUCCUGGCAAACUGGAAAUUAUGCUUACCGUGAACACACCCCUUACAAAAGAGGAGUUAACAGUCGUUUGUUCAGUAUUCGACAAACAUGAGAUGUUAGAGGAGUCAACAGCCACGGAGAUUGACGUUAAAACAAACUUAUUCAAUAUCAAUUCAAUAACUCGGAUAUUAAAAUUAGAACCUGAUUGCUUGGAAAGAUCUGAUGAUCAAUCUGAUUUCACAGAUAAAGACGACUGCGUAUCAAAUCAGCAGGUUAAAAUGGAAACAACAAAUGAGGGAAAAUAUGAUGAGAUUUUCGUAAAUGUAGACAACUUGAGGUGCUUGCUCAAACUAAAUGGACUGCCAAAUGACCUCGAUAAGACUGGACCUAUAGAAGUGUCACAUGAUGUUCAAGGUAAUCAACUACUUUAUCUCGAAUGGACAUUUGAAUGUCCCGAAAAAUGGAAUCUGCCAUUGAUUGUCUCGAGUAUAAAUGACAACAUAUCUACUUUUCCUGACGGAUUCCCCGUUGACUAUGUGUAUUAUGAGACCACUAAAACAUUUAUAAUGCAUACAACAGCACAACGAUCUGCUUUUAUAUCCUACUCAUCACUGGAAGCUGCAGUUGUAAAACUCAUUGGUAAAAUUAUAAAUGUAUCCAGCGUUUCAUCAACUGAACCAGCGGAAUUGUCUGCUUCUGUCUUGAUAAUGACCAAACCAGAAGAUGGAGAAUUCUUUCAAGCCAAGUUCAAGAAAGAGGCGAGAACAGACCAAUCAAUAUUUGGAUUGAAAGAAACAACUGUGAUAUGUGAUCAUUGCAAACAGAGUUUUGACUGCAAAAAAUGCACGUCAAAGAUAAACCAUAUCAGGAGACAAGAUCAAGCACUUAAGAUGAAGGAUCAAACUAUACAAAGGUUUGAAAAGGCAUUAACGAAGAUAGAGAAAGAAACGAUUGAAGAGGACGAAUCUGACUAUGACUCUUAUUAUUCUGCCGAAAAGAACACAAUCAACGAAGAACCCAGGUACUAUACAGGAAAUUCAGUAACAACAAGAAAAAUUGAAAUGUUUGAAGAAAAAUCUUUAAGCCCUUCAGUAGAUUUUACCAACGAUAUAAAAUCAGACCAAAGAUCUGAAGUUUGUCCUUCCCCACCUUUCUCCAUUCAUAAUGCUCCAGUCAGUCGUGCAUAUUCACCUUCAAGUACAGUUGUAAUUAGUCCAACAGAUGGAAACCAUUCUCAGCCACAGGAUCAAAAUCUCUUCAAAGUUCCAUCUACAGGGGAAUUUAACACAGGGAAUCAAGCCAUCAGAAUGCCAGCAAUAAAUCCUCCUAACCCUAUGCAGCAGAGCAUGGGCAUCAUGUCAACAUCCAUCCAAUUACCACAGCAAUCUGGUUCCCAACAACCAAUCCAGGCUGGAAUAGAUCCUGGUAACCUUUCCAUCAUUCCAAAUCCUCCAAUACAAGGACAGAACAAAGACAGGAAAAUCAUAUGGUCAGGUAUGCUUGAAUAUCAGGAGAAGAUUAUAUCAAAUGGUCCAACACAGCUUAAAAUGCCUCGUCAACUACAGUGCCAACUUUCAAUAGGGGCUGCAGACCCAGAAAUUAUUACUACAAAUUGGCCAAAGGAACUUAUAAUGCAGUUGAUACCACGCGGUCUUUGCUUAGCUCUCCACAGUUUCAGCCAUUGUAUAAAAGUUCUCGUCAAGUGUCCUUUCACUUCGGUAACUACAACGUGGACUCUUUAAGGAAUCUCCGCAGAACAAUGAGUUCUGGUUUUGCUGGUUGUGGUCAUUUCCCUCCUGGUACCAAGUGUGACGUAUUACUCAUCCUAUUUAGUAACAAGAGGAAGGCCUUUAUAGGGGUGAUCCCUAAUGAUCAGAAAGCAUUUGUUGAUGGUUUAAGAAAUUUGAUAGUUACC